Molecule: messenger RNA, 765 nt
Organism: Pseudovirgaria hyperparasitica
Lineage: Eukaryota; Fungi; Ascomycota; Dothideomycetes; Acrospermales; Acrospermaceae
Exons: 2
Coding region: 1-765 (254 amino acids)
Molecular function (GO): protein binding
Source: RefSeq, a predicted model, not a curated record
AUGUCACAUUCUCAAAACACCAACCCAUCACCAUCAUCACUCGAACGACCCUCAUUUGCAACCCUCACAGGCACAAUAACCACCAUCCGCAUCGGACCCAACCGCACAAAGUACACCGUCCACGAAGACCUCCUAUGCCAAUACAGCACCUACUUUCGCGCCCGUCUGCGCGGCAACUUCGCCGAGUCCGGCACUCGAGCUGUCCAGCUCGAACACAUCACACCAGAAGUCUUCGAGGCCUUCCUCGACUUCCUGUACUAUGGCCGCCUCCCUACUCCCCCUGAGAUCUGGUUCACCGAGACCGAUGUCGUGUCCACUCAACCCUUCGACCGCCUCUCCAUAGCCUCAAAGGAUACUAGCGAUGUAGCAGACCCACAAGUCUCUCUCUUCGAAAUCCUCCUCAUCGACCUGUACGCUUUCGCCGACUACUACGACAUCCCCGCCCUGCGCAUGGCUCUCAUCAAAUCCAUCCAUACGAGCGCGUCGGCCUCGUCCUGGAUUCCGUGGUUUUCGACAGUGAGGCAUGCGUAUGAUAUCUUGCCGUCGAAUAGUCCGUUGUGUAGGCUGCUUGUGGAGAUGUAUGCGAUGAAGUAUGUGCUUGAGGGCGAUGAUGAGGGCGAGAGGAUGGCGGCAGUGGGUGUGCCGGUGGAGUUUUGGGUAGCGGUUGUGAGAAGGCUGGUUGGGGAGAGGGGGAGGGGGAAGGAGGAGAAGGAGGAUGGGGAGGGGGCCUGGAUGAGGGGUGUGGAGGAGUUUGAUGAGUUGUGA